AGUUUGUGGUGGUAGAUGACAAGGAAGGGGAAGUGAUAAGAUAAUGUAGGUCAGCACAAUGAGAGAGACUUUAAAUAGAGAAUUUAAAUAAUUUAACAUAAUACUGACAUUCAGAAAGGAAGAUGGAACAUGUCAGUGUGAGUCUGAUAGUGUUAUCUAGAGAGCUGAAGAGACGACUGCAGAGGUAGAAAUGGCUGAGACUCUGAGAGAUGUUCACUUGCUGGUCACAUGGAAAACAGAAGAACAGAAACAUGAAGUGCUGCAUAUUGGAAGGAUGGAAAAUGUUCAGUGAAAGAAGGAUUCCAGGAGUGUUUACUUGGAGAGAAAGUUCAAAUGGGACGCAUGAGCUUCCAGUGAGGUCCUUCAUGCUACAGACAGCAGAGGGACGGGCAUAUAGCAGCGGUCUGCACAGGAAGGCACACAUGUCUCAAACUUAUUCUGCAGUGGAAUGCAGAAUGGAAUGGCCAAGAGAUAUAGGAUUCAUUAAAAGAAACCCCUCAUCAUAUACCUUCAAGGAACCUGGCUUAAAGCAGCAGUAGACUUUGUGCGGUUGUAAAAACAUCAGAACAACAAGCAAGGGGAGGCGCUACGUCGCGUUUUGCUUUCAUUUUCAGUUUAAGGUGUUCAGUUGUUUCAGGAUUAUGAGCAACGAAUGUGAUGAACGUCACGUUGAUUCAUCAAAUACUUUCAUUUUAUGACGAUCUUUUUGAUUUUUAAAGAUUAUCAGAGCCAAUGACAAACUACUAAAACCCUGUGCUUCAUCUGCGUCGAUGUUCCGAAACCAGCAAGGUUUCCAGAGGGCGUCCUUGUUCUGGAUUUUAUUUGUCAGCCAAUCCCAAAUCUCCGUGUAAAAUGACGUGCAGAAGAACAUCUGUCAGAGCUGCAGCAGUGCUGAUGAUACUUGUGGUGAAUGUCUUCAGAGGACACUCCCUCACAUGUCGUCAAUCAGAGUAUCAGAUAGGGACUGAAUGCUGUUCCAUGUGUCCUCCUGGAAGUCGAGUUAAAACUCACUGCACUGAGGCUUCAACAACUUCCUGUCAGAGUUGCACUGAGGGAACCUUCAUGAAUCAUCCUACUGGCCAUGUGAAAUGUUUUACAUGUACAAGCUGUGAUGCAGCUUCUGGUUUGAAAUUAAAAACUUCAUGUACAGCAACAUCAGAUGCUGUGUGUGAGCCACUGGAGGGAUUCUACUGCAUGGACUCUGCAGAGGAGGGCUGUAAGGCAGCAGAGAAACACUCAAGCUGUCGGCCAGGACAGUACAUCAGUCAGAGAGGAACAGCAUUAAGAGACACUGAGUGCUCUGACUGCAGUGAGGGAACAUAUUCUGAUGGAACAUUUCCAUCCUGUCAGCCACACACACAAUGUGAAUCAGAGCAUCGUCAGCUGAUAAAAGCAGGGACUGUUUCAACUGAUGCUGAAUGUGGAGAGCAAAGUCCAGACAACACAGGACUUGUGGUCGGCGUUAGUGUGACUGUAUGUCUUAUAGCAGCUGCAGCAGCUGCAGCAGUUGCAUGGUGGCGUAUCAGAAAGAGGAAAACAUUUCAAGUCACAGGAACACGCGCAGCUGAAUCAGGGGUGAUGAUUCGACAGCCAUAGUAACAGCAGCAGGUGGAAGCUCCUAGAGUGGAUCCACCUGUGUAGCCAGGCGAUGCUGCUGAUUGGCCAGCUUUAAGCUUCAAUGGACCAAUCAUCAUUCGCCUCUUUAUAUAAACGGCUUCACAGCUGUAUGCUCUUCCUGGACCUUUGUUUUUCAGGCUGUUUGGUUUGUUUUUUUACUUGGCAAAUGAAGGUAAAGCUGUGUGGUGGGAGAUAGGGUUUACUAAGUAAUAUACAUUUUUACAGCACAGAGAAGUUAUUUGUCUACAUACACCAGGUUUACUGAAUGUUGCCACUGACUGUAUUUAAUUAAUUAAGUCUCUUCUUAGAUAAGAGAGGUAGGAGUUUUUUUUGUUCUUUUCUUGCAAUCUGUCAAACUGUGGUGAGGUCUUGUUUUUGGGUUUAUGUCUCGUCAUUUCCUGUUUUAUUUUGAAAAGUAAGUCUCAUCUUGUUUCAGGUCACUUGCCCUUCCUCAUGUGUCUCCUGUCUGAUUGUCUCCCCCGAUCGUGUCCACCUGUUCCCCUUUACCUCCAUGUGUUCUAAUGGUCUGUGUCCUCCUUGUCUUGUGCCAGUGUGUUUUGUCUUUGAUUUUUGCCUUGAGCUUCUUUCUUUUUUGCCUCUGCAUCAGAGUGAUUUUGUGUUGUAAGUUUCUUAGUUUAGGAUUUAUUCAUUUGAUUUCUUUUUUAUCUGUAGGAGUGAUUAUAAGUUCCUUCUUAGAUUCAUUUAGUUGAUGGUUCCUCCUCUCCUCUUUUUUUUGUUUGUUUUUUGUUCCUUGUAGAUUUUGCCUUCCUUUCAGUUAUUUGCCUCCUGUUGGAGUGGGGAUCCUUAGUUCUAGAGAUUAUUGUGUUUUCAUUUGUAACUUUUCAUAGCUCUUUUGUUUUCUCUCUUCUGAGAUUAAUCAUUUUCAUAGCUGUGCGCCUUCAAGUUGAAGGUGUGCUUCAGGUAAUUUCAUAGCCUAUUGUUUGUUGACACACUGUAUGAGGUAUAACCCAGUUGAUUUUGAAUGAUAAAGUCAGCUCCAUUACCUACCUUCUCUGUGUUUGAGUCCACAAUCAGCAGUGAGCAGUCAGGCUUAGUUUUAUUGUACUGUUUUUGAUUAUUUUGGCACAACCACACAGUUCUCAUUUCUCCUCCACAUUCUUUUUGGUUUCAAUUCCUGUUGAAUUUAGUUUGCUUUAAAAAUAAAACUUAUUUUCUCCACCACCUUGGCUCCAUUAAGUUAUUUGGUUGUUGUGUUGCAGCCUCUGAUAACCUCUAGGCUCUGCCUCAAUGGGGGUGGAACAUCUGUCAUAAAGAACAAUCAGCUGGAACUGAGGACGGAGACGCUCAGUCCUGAACUGCAAUAGGAAGGGUCAAAUGUCUGCUUUGACUGACAGCAAACAGGCUGGAUCAUCUGGAUGGUGCACAUGAAACCCCUACUGGGUUCAGGUGCAGGAGAAAAGCAGCAAAUAGUCAGAAGAGUCCAUGUGCUGAAUAUUCCAAGUUCACAAGACAUCAUAUUGGUAUGCAGUUUGUGUACUGAAGCCCCACAGGGCUGUGAGCUGAGCCUGCAUGACACGACUGCUGAACUCAUCCUCCACAUUCCCUCAUUGGACACUUUGCUUUUGUCUUGUGCUGCAUAAUGACAUCAUGAAAAUGGAUAUAAAUGUA
Molecule: messenger RNA, 3246 nt
Organism: Scatophagus argus
Lineage: Eukaryota; Metazoa; Chordata; Actinopteri; Scatophagidae
Product: tumor necrosis factor receptor superfamily member 14-like
Exons: 10
Coding region: 853-1596 (247 amino acids)
Biological process (GO): defense response to Gram-negative bacterium; apoptotic process; negative regulation of alpha-beta T cell proliferation
Cellular component (GO): membrane; external side of plasma membrane
Molecular function (GO): protein binding; transmembrane signaling receptor activity
Source: RefSeq, a predicted model, not a curated record